This is a messenger RNA of Epinephelus lanceolatus (giant grouper), 2379 nucleotides long. It is a transcript of the gene mospd1, whose product is annotated as motile sperm domain containing 1. Gene Ontology annotation, cellular component: cytoplasm. Lineage: Eukaryota; Metazoa; Chordata; Actinopteri; Perciformes; Serranidae. The record is from RefSeq and is a predicted model, not a curated record.
GCCCUCCGCCGUCCCGGCAUGCACCGCGAGGUCUGCAGUAUAUUAUUGACAAAGAAAAAAGGGCUGAAGAGAAACAACAACGGGGUGGGAUCAGAGGCACAAACCGAGGUGAUAGCACCGACGUUACACGGACCUGUGUGCUGACAACAAGUCCCAAGUCAUGGCCCUGAGGCGAUGAGAGUGGGAAGUGCCGUUUCCACCUGAAGGGAUUCUACACAGCUCGAGAGUUUGUGGAGAGAAGGGUGGGGGGCCCAGGCAGACCGUGGACGGGGAAGGAGAAGAGCUCAGCUGGAGCCAAUGCAGCAGCAGCAUCGACAGCCUGAGCUGGUGGAAGGAAGCCUUCCCGUGUUCGUGUUCCCCACUGAGCUCGUCUUCUAUGCAGAUGAGCAGACGUCUCACAAGCAGGUGCUCACCCUCUACAACCCCUAUGAGUUCGCCCUCAAGUUUAAAGUGCUGUGCACAGCGCCAAACAAGUACACUGUGGUGGAUGCCACCGGAGCUGUUAAGCCACAGUGUUGUGUUGACAUAGUAAUCAGACACCGGGAUGUGCGUGCAUGCCAUUAUGGGGUGUACGACAAGUUCCGACUGCAGGUGUCGGAGCAGAGUCAGCGGAAAGCUCUGGGUCGCAAAGAGGUGACGGCCACGCUCCGUCCCUCUGCCUCACAGGAGCCGCCCAGCCCCCGGCCCCAAGAUGAGGAACGCAGAAUCAAAGAGCAGUUCGCAGACAGCGAGUUUUUUGAACAGACUGCAUUUCAGACAGAGAGCCGUCCUGUUGCUGGAGGCCCCAGUCUGCUGACGGUGCUGCUUGGGCUGGUGUGUAUGGCCGCCCUGAUGCUCCCGACCCUGGGGGAGCAAGAAUCUACUGUGCCUGUCUACCUCCACUUAAGUGUUAACAAGAAACUUGUAGCUGCUUAUGUUCUCGGUCUUCUUACGAUGGUCAUACUGCGCACAUGAAGUGCCGUGAGCUGAGAGGAGGAGGGGAAAUGACCUAAAGGACGACGAGAACAUCCUCACACCAGAGGCACUGCGACACUUAAAUGAGUACAGCUGACAGCAGAGGAACGUGGUACUUACUCAGUUCACCUCGUCCCCCUGAAAAAUACAUUUUAGGAUACUUGUUUUCAAAUCCACACGUUUGUGUUAAUACGUAAACUGACACAAUACUGAACUGACGCAAACAGCGGAGACCUCGGGCGCAUAGGUCAAAGGAAUGGUAGUGUGAGAAGAGCUGUCCCUGAGCAGGGCCUGUGAAGAAACAUGAGGCCAUUUAUAAAGUGUUUGACCUCAUAUUUCCUGUGUCUGUAUUUUUAUUGCCAUUAUGUAACAGAAUAUGGUUAACUUGAGUGUAAAGGAAUCGACAUGCAAACAUUACACAUGUAUAUAAAGCCAUUAAAGUUUUGUUAUGGUAUUCACCUGUAACCAUCAUUAUAUUGAUGUUUCAAAGCAUUUUUAGUGUAGGCUCUGAGGACUAAAUGCAGUUUUUUGCAUGUGUGGAUACCUUAUCUGGAGGAGUAUUUGUUUUUUCCAGCAGUAAGGUAUUUUUACAUGUCACCAAAGGAAAGAUCUUCUUUUGAAGACAAUGGUUUGUUCGCAGUACUAUAUCAAUGCUCCAUCAAACGUUUAAUAAAAGACUCAAUACAGAUGUCUGGUAUGAUGUUUAUAGAUUAGGUUAUUUAAUGUACGUAACACGCUGGGUCAGUGAGGUUUAGCGCACAUUACUUGGUCAUAAGGCCUCUGUUAGCUUUGUAUUGAUGACAAUAACUGUUCAUUAACAGAGGCCUGUACCAUGAAGCAGCUUCAUCUUACCCAGGCUAUCUUUCUGUUAUCUGGUUUGACUAACCUUGACACUGGCCGUCUGGAUAACCUGUACUACAAAGCUGGUUAUCAACCAGUUCAGUCAAAGUGUUAACGACUACAGUCAAAUGUCAAUGGCGUGGGAUGUAGAGGAUAUUCUACAAUCCCAUUUUAUAACAGAAAUGUAGAAAUAUAAAAAAUACUAUCCAUAAAGUUAUUGUCAGCCGAGACUUAAAUUAUGUUUAGGUAUCACUAGGCCUAUAUGGGACAUUAGUUCAGAGUGUUUUUUGUUAUUUAGUUAUCUGAUGAUGAAACUACUUCAAGUAUGUCACAUAAAACACUUCAAAGUUAUGUCAGACUGUUACUGCUGCUGAAGUAACGGGUGGGAAAGUAGUUAAUGACUGAUGAUGUCUGUUUGACCAAAAUGUUGCAUUUGUAAUAACUGGAGACAUUUUAAAAUGUAUGGAUUUUUUUUACUAGUUCUAGUCACACAGGUAUCUCAUGCUAUUUUGAGCUGUAGUCAUGUUAUCAGUGUAAAACAGCAACGCUAUCGCUGCAGACUCAAAUAAAAUUCUGCUAAAAUCA